UUUCUGCCAGUAACUCCAGUCAACAGGGCUCACUUCUAACGCCACUGUACGGUUUUCUAGCAGCGGAAUAUUUCUCUGUUCUGCAAAAGAGGAAGUCGUUGGUUUAAAGCUUUCAUAGCAGCCUAGACAGCACAACCUCAAAAGAAAGAAGCUCCUUUCUAUUAGCGGCACAGACAUUCCUGUCAGCAGAAACCCUGCCAUCGCAAGGCACACCCCCCAAAUACCCAGAGACACCGGGAUUGAGAGUCAGGGGAUUUCAAGAGACUGGAGAGUAAGAUGCUGCUCCAGGACGUUCAAUUGGAGACGGAGGAGGACAAGGAGGGGGAGAAGGAGGCUGGGCCUCAGGGUGCUCUUGGGCCAAUCAGGGUGUCGGUCGAGCUGCAGUACCAACUGGGGGAGAGGACAGAGACGCAACUCCGGGAGAUGGGGGCCAGGUGUGUGGAAGAGUCGACGCUGACCGACCUCUACUACGACACCGAGAGCUUUCAGCUGGCCGCCCAGCAGACCUGGCUGAGCAGGCAGGCCAGCCAGUGGAGGCUGAUCCAGGGGCAGGGGCCAAACUCGUCCGUCGUCACCGGCGAUGAGGCCAAGCACUCGGAGCCCCGGGCGAGGGUCGGAAGCGGGGCCUCCCCGGUGGAGAUGUACGCCAUCAGAGUAGCCGUAGAGAGAGGUGGGAAAUUGGCGGAGGUGCCAGAGGGCCUCAAAGAUGAUCCACUUCCUGGGCCUGUAGAAGGUUCAGAGCCCCUAGGGGACCAGAAGAUCCUGCUGCAACCUCCCCCAGUGCCCCAGUACUGCGAGCUGACCGCCAGCAGCGCCAUAGUGGAGCACCUGGCCCACUGCCUACAGGUUGCCUCCACGGAGGAGGAGGGGGGAGAAACCAUGAGCGUCGACCGCUUCGUGGAGCUGGCCGGCAUCCAGAACUAUGGCUGCUGGACAGUAUCCAGGAGGCUGGAGUACAGGCUGCCGGGCACCUGCACUCUGGAGGUGAGGAAGGACUACACCGGCUUUCCACGGGCCCACAUUGCUCUUCUGACCAUGGGUGCCAACGUGCUGGACAUUGGUCGAGAGCUGGAGAAGAUGGAAAGUCUGGCAGCUGAGCUGGACCUCCAGCACAGACUUGCCUAACUGAUGGAAUGAUACCACAUCCCCACCCACAUUGAUGAUGUCACAAUGAUCUCUGUUUCCACUCAUUAAGGUGUUCCAUGUGGCAUUACAGUUUAUUUGACAGAUGCUUUUAUCCAAAGCAUUAAGUGCAUACCAAAGGUCAAUGGAACAAAUACAAACACAGGUCAGAUAAGGCACAAUUUAGUCAUAAAGUAGCAGCUAUCCUUAGCCAUGAACAUCAAGUCUAGUUCACACACUGACGCUAUGGCUAAGUCUAAAGGCCAAAUCAGAAAUGCUGCAGCUAAGUCUUAGAAGUAAGGCAUGAUGACAAGAAAUUACAAGACGAUACAGGUGCUACAUGAAAGUGCUAGAAGAUCAUGAAACCAGAUACAAAUGCUAGAUGAAAGCGCUACCUGAUUGAGGGUAGCCCUGCAGGGAUGUGUAGUGUUAAUAUUAAUCAAGGUAUUCUGUCUGAAGGGAUGUGUCUUCAGAGCACAACUGAUGCCAGGUUGAGCUCUAGAACACUCAACAGCUGUGAACUUGCACACUGGAAAUAGGACGUUAUUAGAUUAUAUUAAUAAAAGGGACCUCAGUUUAUUACUAUGCAAAAAGCCCAGGAAAUGUGCCAGGUUGGUCAAACGAGGCCUUAUGUAUAAAUCUUCCCUGCAAAGUACUUAACUAAAAUGUCUAAAAGGAGAAACACAUUUAAACUUUCAAUGCAAUUCCGGGGUAAAACAGCUAAUGAGAAAUGUAUCAAUAAAUCAAAUUCAUUGUUUCAAAA
Molecule: messenger RNA, 1885 nt
Organism: Anguilla rostrata (American eel)
Lineage: Eukaryota; Metazoa; Chordata; Actinopteri; Anguilliformes; Anguillidae
Exons: 2
Coding region: 277-1125 (282 amino acids)
Biological process (GO): dephosphorylation; thiamine diphosphate metabolic process
Molecular function (GO): thiamine triphosphate phosphatase activity; magnesium ion binding
Source: RefSeq, a predicted model, not a curated record